Didymella exigua CBS 183.55 is the source of this 506-nucleotide messenger RNA. RefSeq lists its product as uncharacterized. The record is from RefSeq and is a predicted model, not a curated record. Lineage: Eukaryota; Fungi; Ascomycota; Dothideomycetes; Pleosporales; Didymellaceae. The transcript has a single exon. Bases 185 to 463 code for a protein of 92 amino acids.
ACCACUAGCGUCACUUGGCCGCGCGUGAGCCCCACAUCCAGAGCCCGCCUGACAGCUCCUCCUCCACACAACGAUCACAGCCGCAUCGCCAAGAGGCUGUGCUCGUGCUGGCAGCAACCUUCUUGGGACGUUGUCGUCUGCAACUGUCCUUUAUGAAUGUGAAAGACGGAGAUUGAACCCGCAAAUGCAUCUGUUGGCUCAACACCUGCUCCUUUCAGCCUCAAACGAAGUCUACGACUCGCUCAAAAACCGGCAAGAAGGCUCGCUUCGAACAGAUUCCCAGAGAGCAAGACCUGGACCCGUACGGCAUCGGUGCACUCGAAAUGGUGAAACUCAAUUCGGUUUCUGUCAGGAGUCUGGUGGCCGCUACCACGGCAAUGAGACCAAGAACCAUACAGCAGCAGGCUUGAAGAAAGCUGCAGCAGAAUCUCGUGGUCUUCUGAGUAUCGAAAUAAGGUGCUAACGCUCGAGGAGAUCUUCGGGAAGGAGUUUGGUUCAUGUUCUUC